Molecule: messenger RNA, 1767 nt
Organism: Patiria miniata (bat star)
Lineage: Eukaryota; Metazoa; Echinodermata; Asteroidea; Valvatida; Asterinidae
Product: centromere/kinetochore protein zw10 homolog
Exons: 17
Coding region: 1-1299 (432 amino acids)
Biological process (GO): mitotic spindle assembly checkpoint signaling; endoplasmic reticulum to Golgi vesicle-mediated transport
Cellular component (GO): RZZ complex
Source: RefSeq, a predicted model, not a curated record
AUGGAGCGGAAAAAGUUGCAUAAAUCUGUGGCAGGACCAGUCCCGGGCACGGCACUGGCAUACUCGAUGCACAGAGGCGCGCUCCGAUCCGGUGGCCGUCGCGUUGGGCCGGCGCACCCCGCCUGCGGCACGCGGGCACGUCGACCGGCGCAGCAAAAAUCUGAUUUGGAUGUUCUCAUCGAAGACGGAUACUGUGAGCUGAAAAUUGUCAAGGCUCUAAGGUCUGAGCUGCGAGUGAACCAAGAGACGCUGCUGCAUCAUCUAGGAGAGGCCUGGUCUGCCAUGACUGUCUGGACUAUACCCCGUGCCAAAGAACCUGUCACCUUGACCAACGUCAGCCAAGUCCAACUCAAACUAGUUCAAAGUGAAAAUGCUGCUGUGACUGUCAAUGCCAUGAACCAGGUUGGAAUUCUGAAGAGCAAAAUGCACGUUUUCGGAAAGAAACUGAUGGAGUAUAUUCUGAAGCCGAUUGUGACGCUGUCAAAUGUUGCGCCAUCAAUUAACGCAGCUAAAAAGUCGCAGUCAACCACCGUUGGAUUCAAGGUGCUACCCAAGAGCUCUGAGGAAGCGUCCAAUCCCGUAGCUGUAUACAAGAGCACACUGGCAAUACUGAAAGCACUGAGCGGGCCGUUACUUAGCCUCAAGACAGAGGGUAAAAACGGAGAUGAGAACACUACGCUGAUGGCUAUGCUAGGGUUUAUUGCAGAAACUGCUUCUUCGCUACUGACCUACGCCAGAGAUGUCAAUGUCCAUUUUGCUAACAAAAAGUGUCAAGAGCUGAUAGUUGAAGCCGGCAAGCUGAUGAAGAGAGAGCUGCACAAUACAAAGAGAGUCGGUACAAUGAAGGUUGACAACAAGGACGUCAAAGAUCAAACACAAGAUGCCAAGGACAAGUGCCACGUCAGCGAGGGUAUCUUUGCACUGCCUGAGUGUGCAGUCAGUGAAAGCAUAGGGUGUCUUGUUAAUCUAGCCUACCAGACAUUACAAGAAGCUGGUAGUAACACACCACAAUGUGCCAUCCAACUGUUCUACACAGUGCGAAACAUGUUUGAGAUAUUUUGCGAUGUCGUACCCACAUACCACAGAGAUAGUCUGCAAAAGCUACCUCAGGUGUGCCCACUCCACCACAACAACUGCAUGUACAUCGCCCAUCACCUGCUGACGCUGGGCCAUCAGUAUCGUCAAUCCUUACCCCCACCCCUCUGUGACGGCACGUCCACAUUUGUCGACCUCAUCCCUGUCUUCAGGAAGCUGGCAUCCGAAUGUUUCUUGGCUCAAAUGAAAAUGAUGUUGACCUAACUCAGUCCAACUUGAAUCUGGCUGGCGGUCGGUCCUCCGGCUGUAACAUGGAUCUGAAACUACAGAACCAGCUGAGUAAAUACAUGUACCUAGCCCCAGAAUUUGACGUCGGUAUAGAUGAUAAUGGGGAAAUCGUCAACAUUCUUAAUGUCAUCAAGCUUUGAGAACGGAGUUGAGGCCAGACAGACAGGGGGCAUAGGAUCGGACUGCAUAUUUGCUCUGAGGUUAAACAACACGGUGACUCCACUAUGGAACCAGCCGUAUGAGGACCAGCUAUCCACCAAACAGACCAACACCAGGGAGUUUCUGAGGAAUUUAUCCAAGAUGCUGCAACGGAACAUUGGGGGAGAUGUCUCCCUGGCUUAAGCAACAAAGGAAGAACCACAGUGGGAUGGCAUGUGAGUUGCAGCCAAUUAAGCCAUCGCCAGUAUUAGAGAGCUAUCGCAACAAGUGUGAGUUUACCAUCGG